CGGGAGAUCAUGAUCAGGCGCGUGAUGCAGCUCACCGCCGCAGAUACGCGUGCUAUAUAAAGCCAAGGCGCACCACAACCAGAUUACAACCAGCACAAGCUGUCAGAGAGGAAGAGUGCUGCUGAAAUCACUUGUCCAGAAGAGACUUCGGAAACAAACACGACAUGGAGGCUGGAGCGAGAGGGAUGCACUGGAAACUUUUGAUACUUUCUUGUCUUUUGGCGGACGGGAUGAGCCAGGACUUUGGACAGACCCAGUUCAUUUGCACGUCCGUGCCCAAGGAUAUGGACAUAUGCGCCGCUACACUGCAGAACAGCGUGCCUGGGGAGGAUCUCAAGAGCACGGUCAUGCAACUCAGAGAGACGGUGCUGCAACAAAAGGAAACAAUCAUGAACCAGAAGGAAACCAUCAGGGAACUGACUUCCAAGCUGACAAGGUGCGAAAGUCAGAGCGCGUCUGAGCCCGGACGACGGAAGGAAAUGGGCACUAAGAACACAAUGGGAGAUGUGUCGAGGGGUCCGACGGACACACUGGCUCAACUCUCGCGGACUUUACAGUCACUCAAGCAGAGGCUGGAAAACCUGGAGGUUGCUAAGCUGCCUUUCCUGAUCAAUGAUGGGAAAUGGCAUCACAUUUGCAUCACAUGGACCACUCGAGACGGAGUGUGGGAAGCUUACCAGGAUGGUGUAAUGAGAGGAAAUGGGGACAGUCUGGCCCCAUACCAUCCAAUCAAACCACAAGGGGUAUUGAUUCUGGGACAAGAGCAGGAUACUCUCGGCGGAGGGUUUGAUGCUACUCAAGCGUUUGUCGGUGACAUGGCGAAUUUCAACAUCUGGGACCGAAAGCUGUCCGUGGGAGAGAUUUAUAACCUGGCCACAUGCAGCAGCAAAGCACAAGUGGGGAACGUCUUCUCUUGGUUGGAAACCAGCAUUGAGGUCUACGGAGGGGCUUCGAAAUGGACAUUUGAGGCCUGUCGCCAACUGAACUAAAGAGCACAGAAAUCUCCCAGCCAAUGAGAGAUAUUAGUUUCCAGGUGUCUGUUACCAAAUCAUGCAUCCUUAAAGAACAUUGUCAAUCAAGAACAAACAUAGACAUCAAAAUCAACUGGACUUUUCUAGAUAUUUCAAUAUUUCUUGUCUCUUAACACUUAAAACAAUCACGUUUUUGUCAUUUGUUUCUGGACCUUGAAGGCAAAUGCUGGUGUUGGUCUUAGUUUGAAGGCACCGUGGUUCUGCUCUUCUCUGGUUGUCUGUUGGGCAAGCAACGCCUUACCGGAAAACUACUUAACAUGAUACGGCUCAGACUUCCAUCUUUACAGCCUGGAUCAUUAGACCACUUCCUUCGAAGAGGAAGCCAUGUAGUCUCGCAGUAGAUUUCUGAACCACUUAGGUUAAUGUUCCCCAUCAGGAUUAUUAGAUAGAUCUACCCACUGCCUGGGAUACUCACUGUGAACUUCGGAUGUAGAAUGUAAAAGAAGCAAAGCUGAGUGUGUUCUUUUCUUCUUCUUUUUUUUCUCAUGCUUUUCUUCUGUCUUAUCACCUCCUGCUUAAGCAUUUUUGUUUGUUCUUUUUUUGUUGGUGUGUCUGUGUAUGUGUGUGUGGGUUUGUAAAAAAAA
Messenger RNA from Sinocyclocheilus rhinocerous, 1615 nucleotides. Its product is annotated as neuronal pentraxin-1-like. NCBI's taxonomy places the organism in Eukaryota, Metazoa, Chordata, Actinopteri, Cypriniformes, Cyprinidae. The transcript is spliced from 3 exons. The record is from RefSeq and is a predicted model, not a curated record. Bases 165 to 989 code for a protein of 274 amino acids.